Molecule: messenger RNA, 1376 nt
Organism: Spodoptera exigua (beet armyworm)
Lineage: Eukaryota; Metazoa; Arthropoda; Insecta; Lepidoptera; Noctuidae
Source: the annotation of a GenBank genome assembly
GGAGUGGUUGUCGCGUGUGAUUGGUAAAAAUAAUUUCGUUAAAAUGAAUAAAUGGUGGAAUUGGGUGCUGGGGUUCGCGUUAUUCUGCCUAUUAUUUGUCGCAAUACCUAUUUCAUUAUCGCGGCAGAAAUCUGUGGAAGAACUUAAGCCUAUGUUCGAUGAUUACAUUGCAAAGUUCAAUAAAACUUAUGCGACUCCCGAAGAAUACUCAGCGAGGUUUCAACAUUUUGUAGCGUCAGUACAAGAAAUAGAGCUACUAAACGCAGCUUCAAGAGGACCAGACCAUUGCAAAGCUAAAUAUGGACUUACAAAGCUAUCAGACAUGUCCAAGACAGAAUUUAAGGAACAACAUUUAGCCGAUGAGAAACUCACGAAGCCACCUAAAGCAUACGGCAGGAGACGAGCUCGUGAUGGCAAGUCUAGGAACAAUGAUGAUGAUGACAAACCCUGCUCCAAUAGUCCUCAUGACAAUAUUUAUGUGAUAAUCAGGAAGAAACGAGCUGCUCUACCACUGCAGGUCGAUUGCACGGCAAGCGAGCAGGCAGACGUAUUACCUGAUGGUAAGCAAGCGCCGCUCAUAGCCACUCGUAAUACAAAAGGAGUUAAUUACUACAAGUGCGUUGCCGACCUCUUGUGGGUUAUCAGGGAUUUGAGGAUUGAAGAUGGAAGGGUAGGGGGAGGAUUUGGCUUCCGGAGAACUAAAGGCGUGAUAGGUCCAGUCCAGGACCAGGGUCUGUGCGGAGCCUGCUGGGCGUUCAGCACAGUCGGCACCAUCGAAGCUAUGGCUGCUAUUAAAACGGGCAAGCUGGACAAGCUAAGUGUGCAAGAAGUAAUAGACUGUGCCGGUUUGGGCAACAGUGGGUGCGCAGGCGGCGAUAUCUGUCUUCUUCUUGAUUGGCUGGUGAUGACUGACGCUGUCGUCGAGAAAGAGACGGAAUAUCCGCUCCGUCUCACAGAUGGCGCUUGCAAAGCCAAGAAAAAUACCACAGGAGUCAAAGUCAAGACUUUUACUUGUGAUGAUUUCGUGGGCGCUGAAGACCAGAUCCUGAGCGCGCUGGCGACGCAUGGACCCGUCACGGUGGCCGUGAACGCGCUCACCUGGCAACACUACCUCGGCGGAGUCAUACAGUUCCAUUGCGGUGGCUCACCGAUGGAGUUGAAUCACGCAGUUGAAUUAGUUGGCUACGACUUAUCAGCUGACGUUCCCUAUUAUAUAGCGAAAAACUCCUGGGGAAAAGAUUUUGGGAACGCCGGCUACUUAAACCUAGCCAUUGGCUCUAACAUUUGCGGACUGGCCAACGAAGUUGCCACGGUGGACGUUCAAUAACAGUGAGAUACUUUAAGACAUUAUUUUGUUUAAUUAUUUUUAUCUAUGU